GUAUGUCAUUGUACUUGCUUCGAGGGGACUCAUCAUGUCUAAGAAAGGUUAGUGGACCGUUCCUACGUUUUGUUUUCGUUUGUUGGUUUGCUUUGUUCCUUUGUGAAUGGCGAAGAAAGAAGUAGUUGCUAUUGAUGAGGGUGAUGUUUAUAGCUGGGUUAAUAGUGAUGUUAGGGGUCGUGUCUCUGUUUUUAGUAAUGAUGAACUUGUGAAACAAUUGAAUGAAGCUAAUUGGGUGAGGCAUGGUCAGGAAUUGGAGGUUAGGUUUCUUCCUUGUUAUGAAAAUGAUAGGGUUUGUGAUAAGAGGUCUGAUUGAAGUUACUUUUAUAUGUAUACAUGUUUGUUGACUGAGCUUGGCGUGCAUUUUCCCUUUACAGACUUCGAAUGUGGGGUUUUACAUCAGUUGAACUGUGCUCCGACACAGCUUCACCCAAACUCAUGGGCAUUUGUCAGAGCUUUUGAGUGUCUGAUGGAUUAUUUAGAAUGUUAUCCUUCAGUUGGUUUGUUUUUUUCUUUGUUCCAGGCUAAGGGUGUUCGUAAGGGUGGUUGGGUAAAUCUUAAUGGUCACCCGGGUCGUGGGAUUUUUUCCUUGUACAAACAAUCUUUUAAAGAUUUUAAAGAAAUGUUUGUUAAGGUGCAGAUUGUUGAUGGUUUUUAUCCGUUUUUCUUGGAUUCUCUGCUUGAGGAGAGGUUUCCUAUCUUUUGGUCAUCGGAGCCUAAUCAGAUUUUAGAUUGUGAGAAUAGGGUUGCAAGUGAAGAGUGUUUGUUAAAUUUUUUGCUGUCUGUAAUGUCAUCAUCUUCUUUACUUUCUAUUUCUGCUCUUCUGGGGCUUGAAGGUGAUAAGGAGGCGUUGGAAGAAUAUUUAGGUGAGAAAACUUCCACUCUUACUAAGGCCAAUUUGAAGGCUUUUGUUUCUAAAACUAAAAGGAAAGAGAAAGAGGGGUCAUCUACUAACUUGGUGAACGAGGGUAAAGGAGGUGUGGGGAAGCAUGAUGGAAGUUUUAAGAGAAAAAGGGGGAUUCAGCAAGGGUUAUGGAUCUUACUGGGUUGAAAGAGGGUUUUGCUGCUUUUACGCCUGAGGAGAUUAGUGCAGCUCAUGAGAGCCAAGUGAUUCUUCAUGGUUAUAAGGAAGGUCCUCGCAACUCUCUUUGGUCCUCUGGUUAUCCUUUUAUGGCUGUUGCUGAUGAGGUUGCUCAAGUGAUUCAUGAUGCUGGCAAGGUUGGGAUUGCUAGAUAUUUGCAGGUGAUUGGGGCUAGGCUUCUUUCUAUAGGUCGGACUACUGAGUUGGAUGCCAUUUUGGAGGGGGAUCAGGUUGCAGCAAUUAAGGGGUUGAAAAAAUCUUUGGAGGAUAGGGAUGCUCGGGUGGAGAAGUUGAAGACGGAAGUAAAGGUUCUGAAAAGAGAAAGUGCAGAAUGCUAAGAGUGAGCUUCAGAAGGUUAGGUGUGAUCUGGAGUCAAAGGUUGAGGAAACCGAAAAGGCAAAUGCUCGAAUUCUUGAAUUACAAGAGGAGGUUUUGUUAGCCUUUACUUUUGGCUUUGAUCGUGCUGUAGCUCAGAUAGGAGUUUUUUUUCCUUCUUUUGAUGUUAAUAAGUUAGAUGUUAUAAAAGUUGUUAAUAAUGGGUGUUUGCUUGAUGAUGAGGCUAUGUCCGAGAAGGGGGACGAGAGUGCCUCUGUUGGGAAAGCAGAUUGAAGACUGAAGAUGUUUAGAAUAUUUUGGCUAAGUUUUAUUUGUAAGGCGUGUUGUUUCUGUGUCUUCGAAAGACUGAGUAGUAUCUGAUUGACUUAUAACUUGCUAUGUCUUUAUAGACCUUGUUUUUA
This is a messenger RNA of Arachis duranensis, 1818 nucleotides long. RefSeq lists its product as uncharacterized. The transcript has 3 exons. Bases 1033 to 1419 code for a protein of 128 amino acids. Lineage: Eukaryota; Viridiplantae; Streptophyta; Magnoliopsida; Fabales; Fabaceae. The record is from RefSeq and is a predicted model, not a curated record.